Molecule: messenger RNA, 633 nt
Organism: Pomacea canaliculata
Lineage: Eukaryota; Metazoa; Mollusca; Gastropoda; Architaenioglossa; Ampullariidae
Exons: 1
Coding region: 1-633 (210 amino acids)
Source: RefSeq, a predicted model, not a curated record
AUGACUGAGGCGUCAUUGACCUUUUUCCUCUACAGUGGAAGUCUGCUGGGCUCGUGGCGCCACCACGGCCUGAUGCCCUGGGAUGAUGACUUGGAUGUUGUUGUCCCGUCAUGGCAGAAGGAUGCCGUGGCUCACGUGCUGAAUGGCCUCAAGCCGCACUUUCUUCUUGAUGUCAAACGAGGAGUCAGAUGGAAGUUCUUCUCCGCCCGGUCUCAUGCUAUCACUAGGUUCUCUUGGAAAUGGCCGUUCCUGGACAUCUCAUUCUACGAGGAGAACAGAACCCACAUGUGGGACCAAGACAAACAAUUUAGAGGAUUCAUCUUUAACAAAGAAGACGUAUUUCCAUUGUUUGAGCGUCCGUUCAUGGACAUGAUGCUGCCUGCCCCGACAAACACAAAAGCCGUACUGUCCACCACCUACAACGUUAGCGUGUGUACAUCGGGGUGGUUCAACCACCGUGAAGAGUACUUAAUUACCGGCGAACUCAAGUCAGUGCCGUGUGAACAGCUGCAGCAAGUCUUUCCGUUUGUCAGGCGCCAGGCUGCAGUAGGCGGCCAUGGAGGUUGUAACGAGAGUCUCGUCUUAAAUGGAAAUGUGUUGGCGUGGGUGGUGCUGAGCGAUGUGCAGUGCUAA